AUGGGUGUCCUCGAUAUUGUUCCCGCUGGUGUCCUUACCGGCGACAACGUCCGCAAGCUCUUCCAGUAUGCAAAGGAAAAUCAGUUUGCCAUCCCCGCUAUCAACGUCACUUCCUCAUCAACCGCCAACGCUGUUCUCGAGGCUGCCCGGGACAUCAAGUCCCCCAUCAUCAUCCAGGUUUCUCAGGGCGGCGCUGCCUACUUUGCAGGCAAGGGCCUCCCCAACGACAAGCAGCAGGCCUCCAUCGCUGGCGCUGUCGCUGCCGCCCACCAUGUCCGCGUCGUCGCCAAGGACUACGGCGUCCCCGUUGUACUCCACUCGGACCACUGCGCCCACAAGCUCCUUCCCUGGUUCGACGGCAUGCUCGCCGCCGACGAAGAGUAUUUCAAGCACCACCAGGAGCCGCUCUUCUCCUCCCACAUGCUCGACCUCUCCGAAGAGUCCAAGGCGGACAACAUCGCCACCUGCGUCCGCUAUUUCAAGCGCAUGGCCCCCAUCGGCCUCUGGCUCGAGAUGGAGAUCGGCAUCACCGGCGGUGAAGAGGACGGCGUCGAUAACACCGGCGUAGACAACAGCAAGCUCUACACCCAGCCCGAGGACAUCUGGGACGUCUACACCGGCCUCUCCGCCGUCGGCCCCAAUUUCAGCAUUGCCGCCGCCUUUGGCAACGUUCACGGCGUGUACAAGCCCGGCAACGUCCGCCUCCACCCCGAGCUGCUCCAGAAGCACCAGCUAUACGCUGAACAGAAGCUCGCGAAGAAGAAGCCGCUCUUCCUGGUGUUCCACGGCGGCUCCGGUUCCACCAAGGAGGAUAUCAAGACUGGCGUCCAGAACGGCGUCGUCAAGAUGAACGUCGACACCGACACGCAGUUCGCCUAUCUCUCUGGCAUUAGAGACUUCAUCCAGAACAAGUCUGGCUACCUCCAGACGCAGGUCGGCAACCCCGAGGGCGCAGACAAGCCCAACAAGAAGUACUACGAUCCACGUGUGUGGGUACGUGAGGGCGAGAAGACGCUCUCCGCCCGCGUCAAGGAAGCGUGCACGGACCUCGGGAACGUCAACCGCCUGUAG
Sparassis crispa is the source of this 1071-nucleotide messenger RNA. Its product is annotated as Fructose-bisphosphate aldolase 1. Gene Ontology annotation, molecular function: zinc ion binding; fructose-bisphosphate aldolase activity. Lineage: Eukaryota; Fungi; Basidiomycota; Agaricomycetes; Polyporales; Sparassidaceae. Gene Ontology annotation, biological process: gluconeogenesis; glycolytic process. The transcript has 12 exons. The record is from RefSeq and is a predicted model, not a curated record. Bases 1 to 1071 code for a protein of 356 amino acids. Gene Ontology annotation, cellular component: cytosol.